CCCCUCUAUCUUGUAUAACCCGCAGGAAGAGAACAUGAGACGAGGCAUGCCUGCAGGAGCAAGCUGAUUUUACAGAGGAUCUUUUUAAACAUUUUCAUCAUGAUUUUUCAAGCCCUUUUUGAGUGUAUGGACUUCACUAGUUGGCUGUUGAUCAGUUUUAUAGUGUUACUCCUGACAGAUGUGAUCAGAAACUGGAGGCCAAACAGCUUUCCCCCUGGACCCUGGGCUGUGCCUUUUCUAGGAAAUGUCUUUUUAGGGUUGGACCAUAAAGCAAUAGAGAAGCUCUCUCAGGAGUACGGUCCAGUUUUCAGCCUGAGGAGAGGCAGUGAGAGGAUGGUGUAUGUGUCAGGAUACAAGAUGGUCAAAGAGGCUCUUGUUAUCCAGCUUGACAGCUUUAUUGAUAGACCUAUUUCUCCUCUUUUCCAUGCUAUCUUUAAGGGGAUUGGUAUAGCUUUGAGCAAUGGUUACUUGUGGAAGAAGCAAAGGAAGUUUGCCAACACUCACCUGCGUUACUUUGGAGAGGGCCAGAAGUCCCUAGAAAAGUACAUUGAGUUGGAAAACACCUACAUAUGUGAAGCUUUCAAAGAGGAACAAGGAAGGCCAUUUAACCCCCAUCACAUCAUAACGAAUGGAGUGUGUAACGUCAUCUCAUCUGUGCUCUUCGGACAUCGCUUUGAGUACAGCGAUCAAAGCUUCCGCAAGAUUCUGGUCUUGGACAAUGAGGCUAUUAGGCUAGCUGGCUUACCUCAGACUCAGCUGUAUGAUGCCUUCCCUGGUUUGCUGAAGCACCUACCAGGACCUCACCAGACCGUGUUAAAGAACUACAUGGAGAUCUUGGCUUUCCUGAGAUCAGAAGUAGUGAAGCACCAGGAAGAGUGGAACCCAGAGGACCCUCGCGAUUUUAUCGAUGUUUACCUGGGAGAAAUGGAGAAGAAAAAGGAGGAUCCCCAGGCUGGCUUCAACAUUGAAACCCUGCUGGUUUGCACCCUCGACCUGAUUGAGGCCGGUACAGAAACAUCCGCCACCACUUUACGCUGGGCCCUCAUGUACAUGAUACACUACCCAGAGAUACAGGAGAAAGUCCAGGCAGAGAUAGACUCGGUGAUCGGACAGUCUCGUCAGCCCACCAUUGCUGACAAGCCCAACUUGCCUUACACUGACGCUGUCAUCCAUGAAGUCCAACGGAUGGGAAAUAUCGUUCCCCUUGGAUUCCCAAAAAUGGCCAGUAAAGAUGUUACACUGGGAGGAUACUCAAUACCCAAAGGGACAGCUAUUACUACACUCCUUGCAAGUGUGCUGUUUGAUAAGAAUGAGUGGGAAACUCCGGAUACAUUCAAUCCUGAGCAUUUCUUGGAUUCAGGGGGCCAAUUUCGCAGAAGAGACGCCUUCUUACCGUUUUCAGCAGGUAAACGUGUGUGUUUAGGGGAGCACCUGGCCAGAAUGGAACUGUUCCUUAUCUUUACAGUUCUCCUCCAGCACUUCACCAUCUCCCCUGUGCCUGGAGAGAUGCCCAGCUUGGAUGCUGUGCUGGGUUUCCUCAAUUCCCCCGAGCAGUUCAGGAUGCUAGCUCUGCCUCGCUGAUUUGCUCCCAUUUCAGCUCAAGAUUACAGAACAGGCAGAAGUCCACGUUCUCUGCCCAAAAACUUAAUUAAAGAUCACAUUUCUGACUCAAAAGCUUAAAAUAGUUUGCAUAACAUGAAAUAAAUCAACAUAUACAUUUUAGUUUUAAGGCAAAAGGGUAAGCCCUUUCCCACAGAGAUCAAGUACUCAUGUGUAUACUCACACAUUGAUAUGAGUAGCCCUGUAGGACUUUAAGUUACACAUGGUAGGUUUGUUAGUAUGACAUUUUAACUAAGCAUGAAGAUCUUUUAACUAAUUAACUAACAAUCUACUGUUUCACAAUGUACUUGUGCUGAUACAGUUUUGAUUUAUCACUGUACUGCCAAGCUUUUAUCUACUGGAACUUAGAUAAUUAAAUGACAUGGUCAUAAGCACAUGACAUUCAUAACCUGUCUAUUAAGUAGGUGACAGUAGGGGCAAGAGGAGAGCAGAUGUAUUGUAUUUUCAUAAAUCCAUUAGCUGAUGUGAGAUCAAAAAUAAAUCUCAGAACCUACAAACACAACUUCAAACUUCACUCACAUCCCAACUUGAGUAAGGUAACAUUUCUAAAUAAAUGCCUCCAUGCAUUAAGGUGCUUUUAAAAUGGCAUGCAAAAACUUGUGAAACUAUACUUGUAUUAUGUCGAUUCUGUUCUUAAAUCAAUAAAGGAUUUUAGUUGUA
Eleginops maclovinus (Patagonian blennie) is the source of this 2280-nucleotide messenger RNA. Its product is annotated as cytochrome P450 2J2-like. Gene Ontology annotation, cellular component: intracellular membrane-bounded organelle; cytoplasm. Bases 100 to 1581 code for a protein of 493 amino acids. Gene Ontology annotation, biological process: xenobiotic metabolic process. Gene Ontology annotation, molecular function: iron ion binding; oxidoreductase activity, acting on paired donors, with incorporation or reduction of molecular oxygen, reduced flavin or flavoprotein as one donor, and incorporation of one atom of oxygen; heme binding. The transcript has 9 exons. NCBI's taxonomy places the organism in Eukaryota, Metazoa, Chordata, Actinopteri, Perciformes, Eleginopidae. The record is from RefSeq and is a predicted model, not a curated record.